This is a messenger RNA of Puccinia graminis f. sp. tritici CRL 75-36-700-3, 285 nucleotides long. RefSeq lists its product as uncharacterized. The transcript has a single exon. Bases 1 to 285 code for a protein of 94 amino acids. NCBI's taxonomy places the organism in Eukaryota, Fungi, Basidiomycota, Pucciniomycetes, Pucciniales, Pucciniaceae. The record is from RefSeq and is a predicted model, not a curated record.
AUGCUCAGCAGGUGUGGCAGCAGGCUCAUCACCGCUGAGGCCAUUGCUGCUUGUAUUCCCUUCUACAGGGAUUACACCUUCAACAAGCUGCGCCGCAGUCAAGAGCGCCAAGUCGCGGGUGCCUCGUUCCGUGUGCGCCGUUCCGAUCCGGUUUUGAGCUCACUAGAAGCAUUCAGUCAGCCGAUGCUGAUUUCGAUUCCGGUCAAUACCGCCGACAUCCUCGACCAAUUCCCGGCUUCCGAUUUCUUCCACGGUCUUCGAUCGGAUUUGCGGUGCAUCAAGUGA